Pongo pygmaeus (Bornean orangutan) is the source of this 1227-nucleotide messenger RNA. It is a transcript of the gene CENATAC, whose product is annotated as centrosomal AT-AC splicing factor. The coding region runs from base 84 to 1079 and encodes 331 amino acids. The record is from RefSeq and is a predicted model, not a curated record. NCBI's taxonomy places the organism in Eukaryota, Metazoa, Chordata, Mammalia, Primates, Hominidae. The transcript is spliced from 11 exons.
CCCGCCCCAAGGGGUCAGGGGUCAGAGGCCGUCGGAUGGGGUAGGAUCUGCUGCUGGUGGUGGUGAUACCGGAUCCCCGGCCUAUGGCGCCAGCGCAGCGCUGCCCUCUGUGCCGCCAGACCUUCUUCUGUGGUCGCGGGCACGUUUACAGCCGCAAGCACCAGCGGCAGCUGAAGGAGGCUUUGGAGAGGCUCCUGCCCCAGGUGGAGGCGGCCCGCAAGGCCAUCCGCGCCGCUCAGGUGGAGCGCUAUGUGCCCGAACACGAGCGAUGCUGCUGGUGCCUGUGCUGCGGCUGUGAGGUGCGGGAACACCUGAGCCAUGGAAACCUGACGGUGCUGUACGGGGGGCUGCUGGAGCAUCUGGCCAGCCCAGAGCACAAGAAAGCAACCAACAAAUUCUGGUGGGAGAACAAAGCUGAGGUCCAGAUGAAAGAGAAGUUUCUGGUCACUCCCCAGGAUUAUGCACGAUUCAAGAAAUCCAUGGUGAAAGGUUUGGAUUCCUAUGAAGAAAAGGAGGAUGAAGUGAUCAAGGAGAUGGCAGCUCAGAUCCGUGAAGUGGAGCAGAGCCGACAGGAGGUGGUUCGGUCUGUCUUAGAGCCUCAGACAGUGCCAGACCCAGAAGAGGGCUCUUCAGCACAUGGAAGCUGGAAAGGGAUAAACAGCCAAGUAGCUUCCAGCUCACAGCAGCCUGCAAACUUGGACCUGCCACCAGCUCCAGAGCUUGACUGGAUGGAGACAGGACCAUCUCUGACAUUCAUUGGCCAUCAGGAUAUACCAGGAGUUGGUAACAUCCACUCAGGUGCCACACCUCCCUGGAUGAUCCAAGAUGAAUACACUGCUGGGAACCAAGAAAUAGGACCAUCCUAUGAAGAAUUUCUUAAAGAAAAGGAAAAACAGAAGUUGAAAAAACUCCCCCCAGACCGAGUUGGGGCCAACUUUGAUCACAGCUCCAGGACCAGUGCAGGCUGGCUGCCCUCUUUUGGCCGCGUCUGGAAUAAUGGACGCCGCUGGCAGUCCAGACAUCAAUUCAAAACUGAAGCUGCAGCAAUGAAGAAGCAGUCACAUACAGAAAAAAGCUAAUCAUGCUCUACCAACUACCAUGAGGCUAAAAGCAAAGUCAACAAACCCCUACUAUUGUACCUUCCACCAAAUUCUUUAUCGUCGUCUUUCUUAGAAAACAGACAUACUCAUUCAUUUGAUUUAAUAAAGUUUUAUUUUUCCAAAUGUA